Molecule: messenger RNA, 1350 nt
Organism: Cynocephalus volans (Philippine flying lemur)
Lineage: Eukaryota; Metazoa; Chordata; Mammalia; Dermoptera; Cynocephalidae
Gene: VGLL4
Product: vestigial like family member 4
Exons: 5
Coding region: 389-1279 (296 amino acids)
Biological process (GO): negative regulation of DNA-templated transcription
Molecular function (GO): transcription coactivator binding
Source: RefSeq, a predicted model, not a curated record
UCAGCGCGGUCUCCUCGCAGCGGGCUGUCGGGCGGCGAGCGCGGCUUUGUCCCGUGCAGUGUGCUUCGUGCUUUUCUUUCCCACCCCACUUUUAUCUCGAAGACAGACUAGUGAGGACUUGUGAACCGAUUUUUUCAUGCCCCGUCAAGGAUACCAUCCGUGGACCAUCUGCCCGUAAACCCUCGAAGGGUUUUGCGCGAGCUCGAGUUUUUGUGCGUGGUUUUUUUUCCCUCUUCCUUUUACAUACUUUUUGGUGUUCCUCUGAGGCCGUGCCUCUGUCUUUGUGAAGCUGAGGAGAAGAGCCGGCAGCUGUUCAGCCGCCGUUGAAUUUGGAAGCCGACUCUUCCGGGCGAGGGCGGAGAGCUGGUUUUCUCCUCGAGCCCGAUCAAUGCUGUUGAUGAAGAUGGACCUGUUGAACUUCCAGUACCUGGACAAGAUGAACAACAACAUCGGCAUUCUGUGCUACGAAGGUGAAGCUGCUCUCCGGGGAGAACCCAGAAUGCAGACCCUCCCUAUGGCCUCUGCCCUCAGCAGCCACCGCACCGGCCCUCCCCCCAUCAGCCCCAGCAAGAGGAAGUUCAGCCUGGAGCCAGGCGACAACGACCUAGACUGUGAAAACGACCAUGUCUCCAAGAUGAGUCGUAUCUUCAACCCCCAUCUGAACAAGACUGCCAAUGGAGACUGCCGAAAAGACCCCCGGGAGCGGAGCCGCAGCCCCAUUGAGCGUGCCGUGGCCCCCACCAUGAGCCUGCACGGCAACCACCUGUACACGUCCCUGCCCAGCCUCAGCAUGGAGCAGCCCCUCGCACUGACCAAGAACAGCCUGGACGCCAGCAGGCCGGCGGGCCUCUCGCCCACGCUGGCCCCAGGGGAGCGGCAGCAGAACCGACCCUCGGUGAUCACCUGCGCCUCGGCCGGCGCCCGCAACUGCAACCUCUCGCACUGCCCCAUUGCGCACAGCGGCUGCCCGGCGCCUGGGCCCGCCAGCUACCGGAGGCCACCCAGCGCCACCACCACCUGUGACCCUGUGGUGGAGGAGCAUUUCCGCAGAAGCCUGGGCAAGAACUACAAGGAACCCGAGCCGGCGCCCAACUCAGUGUCCAUCACGGGCUCUGUGGACGACCACUUUGCCAAAGCUCUGGGUGACACAUGGCUUCAGAUCAAAGCGGCCAAGGAUGGCGCAUCCAGCAGCCCCGAGUCGGCCUCACGAAGGGGCCAGCCUGCCAGCCCCUCUGCCCACAUGGUCAGCCACAGUCAUUCCCCCUCUGUGGUCUCGUGAAGGGGGCAACUCCCUUCAACAACACGUGGAUCUGCAUGGUUUGCCUGAGCAUUGAACAGUCAGUGCUUAAA